Notolabrus celidotus (New Zealand spotty) is the source of this 1027-nucleotide messenger RNA. RefSeq names its product pre-miRNA 5'-monophosphate methyltransferase. Lineage: Eukaryota; Metazoa; Chordata; Actinopteri; Labriformes; Labridae. Gene Ontology annotation, cellular component: cytoplasm. Gene Ontology annotation, molecular function: RNA methyltransferase activity; O-methyltransferase activity. The record is from RefSeq and is a predicted model, not a curated record. Gene Ontology annotation, biological process: miRNA metabolic process; negative regulation of pre-miRNA processing.
AGUACAUGGGCUCUUACCAUGGAGGCGGGGCUUCUAGAUGACUACAAUGGCAACAUGCUCGAUAAGUGACUCCGCCAAUGUAGACGAUUUGAGCAAUGAUCCAGGCGCCGCACGUUAUGGCAACUUUAUAAACUAUUACACCUUCAAUCCGCCUGAAAACCGCCUGAGUCUGAUUCCAGCUUCCCUCCUUAAGGACUUAGGUUGCAGUGAUGUUCAGAGAGACACGCUGAUACUGGACGUGGGAUGCAACUCAGGGGAUCUGAGUGUGGCUUUAUACAAGCACCUGGUUCUGGGUCCUGCGUGUGCAGAGUCGUCAGAGAAAAGGAAAGUCCACCUCCUGGGCUUCGACAUUGAUGAGGAGCUCAUUCAGCGGGCUCAGCAGGCCAACCCCCUUCCCAACAACAUCUCCUUCAUCCCUCUAGACAUCACUCAGGACACACAGCAGCUGCAGGACUACCUCAUCAAGCAUGGCAGCUCCCACUUCCACUUGUGUGUGUGUCUGGCCGUCACCAUGUGGGUCCAUCUGAAUCAUGGAGACGCCGGCCUGCUGCAGCUGCUCUCUCAUCUUGCCUCCAUCAGCCAGCUGCUGGUGGAGGCGCAGCCAUGGAAGUGCUAUCGCAGUGCAGCCCGGCGCCUGAGGAAGCUGGGCCGCUCUGACUUUGAACACUUCAAGACCCUAAAGAUCCACGGGGACAUAGAGACACAUGUUAGAGAGCAUCUGGAAAACUGUGGCAUGGAGCUCAUACAGAACUUUGGUGAAACGACGUGGAGCCGGAAACCAAUGCUUUUUAAAAGAGAGGAGACUAAAGGGACAGUUCAACCCUAAAGUCAUUUUCAGGCACAUGUGCACCAUAUUAUGUAAUCCAAGAUUUUAUGGAAAGAUGAGAGUUCAUCUUUCCAGAGGAAAGUAAAUUCUGCAUGAAAUGCUUUGGUGUUUAUGCUUUUAAGAUGUUUGAAUUUUUACCACAAACUAGAGAUCAAUGAAUGAAGAAAACUGCAGAUCAAUAAACUUGAAACUGAAAGUUGG